UAACUUCAGUGUCGAACGCGGAUUUCAGACGUGCGGUGGCCGAGAAAGAGAAGAAGAAGUAAUUUGUACCGAGAAACUAAAGCUUGCAACACACCAAAAACACACACACGUACACGGCACACCACACACACACUACCUUUGGAGCUGAAAUCGAACGCCAAGAACACUGAGCAUAACGUUUGAGGAAAGUGAUACGAGCUGCUACCUGGAGUUGGAGUUUGAUUCAUUGAUCGACGAACCGAAGCAAUGCGUCUCGACACGAACUCAAAUGUGGACUUUAAAGCAUUCGAAUCCAGCUCAAGCUCAUGUCCCAUCAAAUUGGAUAAUCUGGCAACCUGGGGUGGUUCACAGAAAACAGACACACGGCUGCCGAUCACGGACUACUCCAAUCUGGGCGGACCCCGGCACAAUCGAAGUCCCUUUCCACUGUGCAAAGAGGUCAACAAUCGCUUUGUAAUCUGGGAUGGUGACAUGACCACUCUGGAUGUGGACGCCAUCACAAACACCAGCGAUGAGACUCUGACUGAAAGCAAUAGCAUAUCGGAGCGCAUCUUCGCAGUGGCUGGUAACCAGCUGCGCGAGGAGCUGAGCACCACGGUUAAAGAAUGCCGCACUGGGGAUGUGCGCAUCACGCGUGGAUACAAUCUGCCCGCCAAGUACGUGCUGCACACAGUGGCACCUGCCUACAGGGAAAAGUUCAAGACGGCCGCCGAGAACACGCUGCACUGCUGCUACAGAAACGUCCUGUGCAAGGCGAAGGAACUGAACCUGCACACCAUCGCCUUGUGCAACAUCAGUGCCCACCAGAAAAGCUUUCCCGCGGAUGUGGCAGCCCACAUUGCCCUGCGUACCAUCCGUCGCUAUCUGGACAAGUGCACCCUCCAGGUUGUGAUAUUGUGCGUGGGCAGUAGCGAGCGCGGCACCUACGAGGUUCUGGCCCCACUGUACUUCCCCAGGGAUCAGCUGGAGGAGCGCAGUGCCCUGUGGCAGCUGCCCAAGGACAUUGGCGGCGAGUUUGGGGAGCCGCAACAUCCGGAUCCCGAUCGCCAGAUACGGAUCAUCCGCAAUCCGCAGCACAGUGUCCACAUGCGUCACCGUUUAGCCGACGACGAUUCAGACGUGAGUCCACACGACAUGGAGGGCAAUAGCUCAGAUCUGGAGUACGGAGCACGGGAUAUGAACGGUCUCAGCCUGAACUCGUACAGCAGCGGAUUGCAGGCUCAGCUGCAGCGCGAUCUGGACCGGCAGCACCUGCUCAGCGAUCGCCCACGCACUGGAGUUUACGAGAAUGUCAUUUCCGAGGGAGUCGAGGGCAUUGAGCACCAGGAGAGAUACGAGCGCCUCCUACGUCGCGCCCAAGUCGAGGACUUGACGGAGGUGUCCGGCAUCGGCUGCCUUUACCAGAGCGGCGUGGACCGCCUGGGUCGGCCUGUGAUUGUGUUCUGCGGCAAAUGGUUCCCCGCCCAGAACAUUGACCUGGAAAAGGCCUUGCUAUAUCUGAUUAAGCUACUGGAUCCCAUCGUUAAAGGAGACUAUGUGAUCUCGUACUUCCACACGCUGACAUCCACGAACAACUAUCCAUCGCUGCACUGGCUGCGUGAGGUGUACAGUGUGUUGCCUUACAAGUACAAGAAGAAUCUGAAGGCCUUCUACAUCGUGCAUCCCACUUUCUGGACUAAGAUGAUGACCUGGUGGUUCACCACGUUCAUGGCGCCGGCCAUCAAGGCCAAAGUGCACUCGCUUCCGGGUGUGGAGCACCUGUACUCGGCCAUCACAAAGGAUCAGCUGGAAAUUCCCGCCUACAUCACCGAGUACGACAUGGCGACCAAUGGCCUGCAUUACUUCAAUCCUGUGCCGACUGCCUCGUAGAUGGCGGCCAUCGUUGCUGUCUAGGACAGCUGGCAGCCACCAUAGCUUAUAGAUACAUAUAUAUAUAUAAAUCACAGAUACAUUUGUGAAGUUUUUAUAGAUUUUAUAGAACAUAUUUUAUUUUCGUGAUAAGUAAUAUUUGUUUACUUGCGCAUAACUUUCGAUGUUGUCGUUUAUCGAUUGACUUGCCGCAAGUUUUGUUGAACAUUGUGUAGCAUACUUUUAUGGGAGGUUCCGAGUCGCCCGGUAGCCCAAAACCAAUUAGCUAAAAUAUAAAUCGGCAGCCCCAAAAACGA
Messenger RNA from Drosophila santomea, 2165 nucleotides. RefSeq names its product protein GDAP2 homolog (gene Gdap2). The transcript is spliced from 13 exons. NCBI's taxonomy places the organism in Eukaryota, Metazoa, Arthropoda, Insecta, Diptera, Drosophilidae. Bases 247 to 1869 code for a protein of 540 amino acids. The record is from RefSeq and is a predicted model, not a curated record.